GAAAGAAACAUUUAUUGUACUAAUACAUUACUGCCAAACAGACGAUUUGAAGCUCACUGAUAAAAUCAAACAUGGAAUUGUUAGAGGACACUGCAAUGGUACCUUGCCCAGAUCCAUAUCGCCCACUUCAUCUGGAGCCCUUGACCUGGAUUGAUCAAUUGUUUGUCUACAAAGAACCUCAUCCGGAUGAAUGUUUUGACGAAGUCUGCUGUGGAAUAAAGCCUGACAACAGAUAUAAGGUGAAGGAUAACGUCGGGAACGUUCUUUUUAGUAUUCUUGAGGACAGUGAUUAUUGUAGCAGGCAUUUCUAUCAAGGACGUUCCUUCAUAAUGAAUGUUAUUAAUGAAUCUAAUAAAGAGGUCAUCAGACUGGUGCACCCAUUUGUUUGCAGCUGCUGCAGUCAUGAGCUGGAGGUUCAGUCUCCACCCGGCUUUACUAUCGGACAUGUUCGACAAAACUGGCAUGUUUGCCUGCCUAAAUUCACAGUUGAGAAUAAACGAGGUGAACCAGCCGUUAAGAUUGCGGGACCAUUUUUACCUCUUACCUGCUGCAUGGAUCAGAACUUUGAGCUGGUGUCUUUGAACGGGGCAGCGACAGACGGACCAUUUGGCAAGAUCUUCAAACCUUUCUCAUGCAGUGUACUAAAUACAGGUGCAGAUUUUGUGCUGAGGUUUCCAAGCAACCUGGAUGUCAAAAUGAAAGCUACACUGUUGGGGGCCUGCAUACUUAUUGACUUCAUGUAUUAUGAUAAGCCAAAACAACCGUUACUACGUCUACUAAAGUAUUUAUCUCCUGUGACUGUUUACACUCUGUUCACACUCAAGUAAACACACAUGAAGAAGACAACAAGGUAACAAAUAAUUUUCCAUUUUGGAUACGCCAACUUCAGAAAGAAGCCCGAAGGAAGACAAAUGUCUACAGACUGCUUGCCAAAUUAUCCUCCAAUAAAAAUUUACCAUCUCUUUUUCUGAGGCAAUAAAUCUUAAAUUGUAUUUGUUUUGUAAACUCCUUAAAUUUGAAAGUGACAAAUGACACAUUAUCACUUGUUUUUGUUUUUUUUCAGUUUGUGGCUCUCUCUUAUUGAAAGGUGCCACUGAGGUUGCAUGUGUUAUCGGGAAGUGAAGCAAACACAGCAGUAACCACAAACACCAACUGCUUCUUAGUAGGUGCUGGUGAUGUUAAAAAAAAAAAAAACUACCCCAACUGGCGCUUUGAGUUGCUCGUCAUGGAAAAUCCAGACAGAAUGCUCCUAUUUAAAAAUGACACAUUUUUCUCUGCUUUCUUGAUGGAUAAAGUUAAUUGCACAGACAUGUAUAUUUUCUGCUUUUUAAAUGCAUUGUCAGUUUUUCAGACCAUCCACCAAAAUAAAGAUUUUCUUUUGCAAAUUUAAUUAUGCAAUAAACAUCUGGAAAUUCUGCAUUUCAUAUCAGACAUUUUGAGCAUGAUACUUCCAAUAUCUCAUAAACCCACAGACAUGUUAACAAAUCUGUUUGUUGUCUGAAUUGUUCCUCUGCCAGUGUACAGUACCACUGGUGUCUUGAUACUUCAACACCCGAUGUACACCCAUAACACCCUAUUUUUUUUCUUUCCAUAACACCCGAUGUGCUUGCUACAUCGCUAGAAGA
Sinocyclocheilus rhinocerous is the source of this 1625-nucleotide messenger RNA. Its product is annotated as phospholipid scramblase 1-like. Bases 72 to 827 code for a protein of 251 amino acids. The transcript is spliced from 9 exons. Lineage: Eukaryota; Metazoa; Chordata; Actinopteri; Cypriniformes; Cyprinidae. Gene Ontology annotation, cellular component: plasma membrane. Gene Ontology annotation, molecular function: phospholipid scramblase activity. The record is from RefSeq and is a predicted model, not a curated record. Gene Ontology annotation, biological process: plasma membrane phospholipid scrambling.